CUUAGAGGAAAAACAGAACCUACGCUCUGAUACCAGUUGUUGUGAUUUAAGCUCAAUUUGUUUGUUCUUUACGAGUCUUAAAUCUCUCUCUCUCUCUCGUGUUUGUCUCUCGUGUGUUUGGUUUGAUUGUAUGUAAAGAAAUGAACAGAACACAGCAAAUGUUAACGAGUUCAGGCACUUCAACUUCGCCCUACGUCUCGCCGGGAUCUGAUGCCCGGAAUCCACUAGAAUCACUUAGGUUUUAUACACUUACAACCACUUGACUCAACCAUAGUUUGAAACGGCUAACUUAACCAUCGUAGACAACUGGAGUGGACUUCUUCUUUUGGCUAGAAACAGAACAACUCUGUUCUUCGAGUUGUCUCAACAAAUGAGGAAAACAGAGUCACGCACGCGCCACGCGCUCUUCUUUCUCCUUCUUGGACCUAACGGUCACUAACCGUCUUUAAAUGGGCUUCGUAUAAACUCGGCCCAACUUCAACACUUAGUCGUUUGAAGAGAAGCUUUCUUGUUCUUCUUCGUAGACUCAAAGACGAUUACUACAAGUGGGUUGUCUGAUGAACUGCUUGUUAAAAUAUUGUUGUUUGUUCCGACAAAAGUUGCUGUAUCCACAAGCAUCUUGUCGAAAAGGUGGGAAUAUCUUUGGAUGUGGUUACCUAAACUUGAUUACGGUCGUAUAGAUUGUUCAGAGUCUGAAUGCGAGAAGCUAAGGUGUUUUCUUGUCAGAAAUCUGCCAUUACAUAGAGCUCCGGUUAUAGAAAGCUUCCGCCUUAGAGUAGGGUGUUCAUGUUUCAAACCUGAGAAUAUCCAUAUGUGGGUUUUAACAGCUGUUUCUCACUGCCUACGUGAGCUGAAGAUAGUAUAUGAGUCUGAUUCGGCUGAGCUAGAUAUGUUGCCGAGUAACUUGUUUACCUGCAAAUCUCUCGUGAUCUUGAAACUGGCUGGUGAUAUCAUCUUGGACGUUCCUCGGAUGGUUUCUCUUCCCUCUUUGAAAACUCUGAGACUUCAAAAGGUAAUGUUCUUCAAUGGCGAAACUCUUCAACGGCUUCUAUCAAAUUGCCCUAUUCUUGAAGAUCUAAUGGUGGAUUUACAUGAUUAUGACGAUACGGGAAAGUUGUCUAUUGUUGUUCCAUCGUUGCAGAGUUUGUCACUCUUUAUACCCUAUCGUCAUGAGAUAGAUGGGUUUAUGAUAGAAACUCCUUCUUUAAAGUAUUUCAAACUUAGGGAUGAUAGUUGGCAUGAUCACUACUCUUUAAUUGGGAAUAUGCCUUUCCUCGUCGAGGCAUAUGUAGAUGUUGACCUCCCUGUUAUCAAUAGUGUUAUUAGAUCAAUCACAUCCGUCAAGCGUCUUGCAAUAUGUUCACAGGAUAUGCUUGAUGAAGGUUUUGUCUUCAACCAGCUUGAACAUCUGGAGGUAUGUCUAUGCACACUGCUUUUCUCGAAUCAACUUGUCCGGCUGCUCAACGCUUCUUCUAAGCUAAAGAGACUAGACAUUUCCUUAACGGAUGGUCAUGUGCCUCGAGAUAUGGACGACUGGAACCAACCGAGUACUGUUCCUGAAUGUUUGUUGUCAAGUCUACAAAGUCUCAACUGGUUGGAGUACACAGGAGAACCACAGGAGAGAGAUAUUGUGGUUUACAUUCUGAAACAUGCUCUUCACUUAAAGACAGCAACAAUCACGUUAACUGAAUCGGAUUUUACAGAACUUGAUAUGAUAAAGGAGUUGGCACGUUCUUCUAGAGCUUCAACAACAUGCGAACUCAUGUUUGAUUGAGUAUUUGAUCUUUAAAAUUGGUCUUCCUCCUUUUAUUCCUUGUCUUUGCUUGUACUCUCUUAUGGUUCGUCUUCAACUCUGAAAACUUGACUGGGAGAAAUGUGAGACGACACCUCUCUCUCUAAAAAUUAAAAGCUCUCACAUCUCUCUACCGCCUAGGGUUUUCAGCCGCCUCUCCCCUUCCGGCGGUCGCCGCCGCGUCUCAGGCGACCGCCGGGCUUUGCGUCUUGUUCUUUUUCUUUCGUCUGCGUCUCUGUGUCCUCGUCGUCGUCUCCUCCUCUGUUUCUUUCUGCGGCUUCCUGACGCGGCAGCAGUCCCACUUCCUGUUCAGAUCCAGAGCUUCCUUGCAUCACGGUCAGUCCAUGGGGGUGGCAGCACUAGAGGACGGUGUUUUUGCUCCUUCACGGUUCUGUUUCUACGAGGCUAGUUUGUUGAGAAGCUGGCUGUCGUUGUUCUCCUCCGGCUAGUGGCGUGGUGGUGGGUUCGUUGGCAUGGUCCAGUUAGGGUUUCAGUCUCCGCGGAUCUGAGAUCUGUUUCUCCGCUUCUUCGGGUGAUCUCCGGUUGGCGCGUGUGGGCUCUCUCCGUCUCUGGUGAGGUCUGGUGGCAAUGCGCGUAGGUCACGGUGGCGCGUGGUGGUGGCAGAGCGCGUGUCUCAGGAGAGUUUGUUGUUCUUCCUGUUCUUCUCCAGAGCAGUUUCCGGUGUAUCCGGUUUGGUCCUUGCCGUGAUCUGAGUGCUCCUCCUCUUCAUCACUCUCUCAAUAAGGUAUGCGAUUGGGUCAUUCUCGUUUGUUGGUGUGGAGUUUUGUUCUAGCCGUGCUGUAGUUGGUCUAGCGAGUGGUUUGUUCUCCAGCGGUUGUGCUUCCGGAGAGUAACCACCUUUCGGUCCGCUCUCUCUAUAUGAGAUUUCGGUUCAAUGGGUGCAACGGUCACGGCGAUUUGAACUGGAGGCGGCAAUCUCCGGGUCUCUUCGACGAACGACGACAUCGUCGCUCGGUGGUUAUCUUUCGUGCCGUCGGAAGUAUAGUUGUCUGGUGUUUCGAGUUUGUUCGUGCUUGGUUUCUUUGUCCGGAUUUGGUUUAGGCAUUUGUAGUCGGAAGCUGUAGGAACCGUUGUUUCAAGGUUUGAGGGCGCCUUGCUAUCCGGUAGCUCGCGGUGCCCGAUUCUGGUUCGAGACUUCUUUCGGUUACUCUGGUUUGGGCUUGACUCGUUACUAAUCUGGCUCUUAGGCUUUGCUCUUCUAUUCUUCGGUUUGACUCUUUCAGUUUAGAAUUGUUGGUUAGUUUAUUCCGCUACAAGUUUUCUGUGUAAUUUCUGUCACAAAUUGAAAAUUGGUAUAAUAAUUUAA
Molecule: messenger RNA, 3119 nt
Organism: Brassica napus (rape)
Lineage: Eukaryota; Viridiplantae; Streptophyta; Magnoliopsida; Brassicales; Brassicaceae
Product: FBD-associated F-box protein At4g10400-like
Exons: 3
Coding region: 647-1774 (375 amino acids)
Source: RefSeq, a predicted model, not a curated record